Messenger RNA from Rubroshorea leprosula, 1927 nucleotides. The record is from the annotation of a GenBank genome assembly. NCBI's taxonomy places the organism in Eukaryota, Viridiplantae, Streptophyta, Magnoliopsida, Malvales, Dipterocarpaceae.
GGUAAAAUGGAUUCCGUUAGAGGGUUGAUAGAGCUACAAGGUAACCAGGGUAGAGAAGGAGAAGAGGGGGGGUUAUAUCUGUAGAACCUAUCACGAUGAUAGUGCCGCCGACGUUGCAGGAUGUGCCGAAAACAAUGACGCCUGAAAGCAGCGCCAGUUUGAGUGCUAGGUACAACGGUGGCGACCACCCUACUGCAUCGUCGAGCAGCUCGUCUGAGGAGACACCUAGCUGUGAGGAAAGGAUGGGGGAUGUGAUGAGCAACGUCUCAGAUCGGCCUGUGAGUGAAGAGUGGGAGAGCAAGACAAUCACGGGCAGGUUGAGCAACCUGCGAAAGGCGCCAAAGGAUUUGCCCGCUGGAUUUAGGUUCAGGGCGGCACUGCAUCAUAAAGUAGCAGACAAGUGGACGGGCUGGAUACCAGUAUAUAUGGAUCACUUUGACGCCGGCCUGCAAUUUCCCAUGCCCGGAUUGGUGUUCGACCUGCUGGUGGAUUACGAGCUAGCCCUGACACAGCUGACGCCCAACAGCAUAAGGUUCAUCAUUGGCUUUAUGCUGUUGUGUUUGUGGUUAGAGAUACCGGCCAAGGCGAUCGUGUUCAGGUCUCUGUUUCAAUGCUGGCUGUGUCCCAACUCCAGAGGCGCGAAGUGGUAUUACCUCUCUGAAAGAGAGAAGAGCCAAUUGUUCAAGAAUGCGGCUCAACCGGCGGCUGCGCGCUUAUCGAACGCGCCCUCUGCCACGGCGCGAGCAACAGUAGAGCCUGCAUCUGCAUCGGCCUUAGUGUCGGCGCCUAGGAUCACGUAUCCUGACGGCUUCAGCUACGUGAAGCCGGAGUGCCAGCCCGCCAUGAUGCAGGGCAUGCAAAGCUUCGUGCCGCCGGUGGAUCGGCAAUGGGCAAAGAGCUACGUGCAACAGCAUGGCAGGCAGGUCACCAUGAUCAAGCUAAUGGACGCAUUCAGCUAUGUGAUUGCGAUGUUCGAGAGCGAGCAAGGGGCUCACUCUCAGAAUAACGAGCUCAGCGCUAACUGUAAACAGCUGGCCGCAGAAAAAGCCAGCCUUGUGGAUGACGUCAAUCGUCUACAAGGCUCGGAGAUGGCCAACCACGCAGCCGCAGCGGCGAAGGAUGAGGCCGCCCGUGUUGGGGAGCGGGCCAGCAAAGCUGAAGCCGAGCGGGACAAUGCGUUGAACGAGCUGCGUUCCCUAAGGAGUCAGGUCGCCGACGCCACCAGGAACCUCAAUACAGCUGAAGAGGCCUUGAGCAAACUGAAAGCGUCUCACGGGCGCUCUGUGAGCAUGGCCCGCGUUCAACGUGCGGAGUGGUUGGUGGGCUCGGCCGCAUUCCAAGACGCAGUGGUAGUGGUGGUGGCGGUGGCAUCUACGAACAUGACCACGGAGAUCUACAAUGAGAUCCGUCGUAAGGUGCUGCACCAUCGCCCGGACUUCCCCAUACGCGAGUUGGCGCUUUUUGAUGGGGAAGACAUUGACGAGCAGGGUAAGAGCCUUGCUCCCCUCGCUGACACAACAGUACGGCUACGGUGGGACCUGAACGAGGAGGGAGUACCCAUCUGGCCUCCCUUAAUCUUAGAAGAGGGGGAGGAUCCAAUGGGGAUGCCCUCCUUUGACGGAUGGGUGGAAGGGGCUCUUGUAGCUGAACAGGAGCCAUCGAGCACUCCUCCCAACUCACUGUGAUGCCGAGCAGGUCCCCCGUCAGUGCACUAGCUCCCGAGCCCGCUGUUCGCUUGUCGCCAGCUCGAUCCUCUCCUCCAGCUGUUGACGCGUCCAUGCUCGUCGAUCUGACGGAUGACUAGAUUUAGGAUUUUCGUUUUUGAUUUUUUGUAUUUUGUCUCUUCAUUUUUGUAUUAAUCAAUGGAUUUGUUCCAUAUGUACCUCAAAUGUAAACUUCCUUGAUGAAAUACAAACAUGAAUUUUCU